Molecule: messenger RNA, 6595 nt
Organism: Plodia interpunctella (Indianmeal moth)
Lineage: Eukaryota; Metazoa; Arthropoda; Insecta; Lepidoptera; Pyralidae
Exons: 10
Coding region: 431-1492 (353 amino acids)
Source: RefSeq, a predicted model, not a curated record
AACGCCAUUGAGGCUUCCGACAAACAGUAAGCAGUGGAGGGAAGGAACAGUGGCUCGGUAACGUCAUUAUUUAGUCCAAUUUGCAGAAUUAGCUUGAUAAAUGUGUUUAAAUUACCGUUUUGGAGGCUUGCGCGCGCCGUGCCCGCUUUUGGAGGACCUAUAGUACGUCAGUUUUCCCGCGAGGCCGUGAGACACCGCCGCGUGACGCGUUCUUCUUAAAAAUAUUUUUACGAACAUGUUUACUCAUGUGACGGAAUUUAGUGCCUCUGGUUUGUGUUAAUGUGCUGUGUUAUGUGAUUCAGUGAACAAUCAUAAAUCGAGGUGCAAAACCGAACUGUACCGGUAUCAGUGAAGCCGGGUGUCAGUGAAGUGUCCAGCGGUGAUGGUGAUGACUGUGAAGUGAUGCGUGGAUGAACAGUGAGUCAUCACCAUGGAACGCGUUGUGGCUCUGAUCGGCAUUGCUCUGCUUGGUUGGAUCACUGACACAAUAGCCCUCCGCGACGUCCAGCUCAUAGCGCCAUCUGCCGUCAGACUGGGUGACACAGUGCUCCUUGGCUGCAAAUGGACGCUGGAAGGCAACGAGACACUAUACAGUGUGAAGUGGUACCGGGGCCGGCAGGAGUUCUUCAGUUACCUGCCCAAGGAGUUCCCUUUCACCAGGAUCUUUGCUCAGCCUGGGAUUGACGUAGAUGUGUCCAGGUCGACGUCUCAACAGGUGGUGUUACGAGAAGCGACGCGUGCGCUGGCCGGCAGGUACCGGUGCGAGGUCUCAGCUGACGCACCAUCCUUCCACACGCAAGUGCGCUCGGCUUACAUACAUGUCGUUGAGCUACCUCCCGAGAAGCCCACGAUAAAGGCUGAGAAGGGUUGGUAUGCGUCAGGGGAUUCCCUCCGAGCGCAAUGCACGUCGCCGCCGGCCGACCCGCCAGCCAACCUCACGUGGCUACUCAACGGACGAGACAUCCAAGGCAAGCCAGUGAUACAGCAGCGCAUCCUGCCCAGCCCAGUGGUGUCCAUAGACGCGCCACACCGCAGCACGCCGCCCCCUGGCGACGAGAACACGAACAUCAUUUUCAGUCCUUGGAAGGCGUUUGGGCCUUUUGUUGACACCAUCCAGGAUGGCGAAUUGAUCCCCAGUCAAGACACAGUAUUACUGCCCACACCGAGGCUACACGACAGCUCCCUGGACGAGGAGGCCACGGAUCCUAUGCCCACGGCACAGACAUCUAACAAAGUGGCCUCAAUAAGCCAGCUGUCGUUCAUGGUGCGUCCAGACAGCUUCGAGCGCGGACAGCUGCGCUUGACCUGCAUCUCCAGCGUUCACUCGGUGUACAACGAGCGAGCUGAGCUGGUCAUAAACGAGGAGCGACCUCAGAUAGCUUCAGUACUUGGUACGAGGGACGCCGCAGGUCUAGUAUCACCGUCACUGCUGCUGACUGUACUGUGCUGUACUCUCUGCUAUUGUGAAGUUAUCAGAAACAUCCUCCGAUGAUGGCAGGCCGCGGGCGAGUUGGCUAUCAUCUAAAUAUUAAGAAACUGUAAAUAAGAAUCUUUAGCUAACCUAGGUUAAAAAUGGUUGUGUAAUGACUUUCAUUUAAAAAAAUGUUUUUUAUAUAAUUCCGUCUGAUUUAUAUUAUCACAUUUUUUUAUUGUUUUCCCUUAUACAGUCACAUCGAAAAUUGGAUUUUAAGUGUUAUAUAUUUUCUAAAUAAGUAUAUUAAAAGAAUUUCAAAUAGCAUGUCUAAUCUGAUGUGUAAAAGUAUAUAAAAUGUAAAGUCUUACUAAAAAACAUGGAUUUUAUUAAGUAUAAAUUAUAUAUUUACGUAUAUAUUUUAUACAUUACACAAUCAUAACGUAAGUACUAUAUUAUAACAUUAACAAAUUAGUAGAUGUAAGUGAAUUAGACAAAAAUUAUCUUGAAUAGUCAAAGUGAAUCGACAAAACUUCCUAAAGAUAGGUAUACCUAAGUUAUCUUUGUUUACUCUGUGAUAUUAUUAAUUGGUUUUAUAAAGACUUGGCUGUUAUUUCAGUAGAACUGUAACCAAUUAUACCUGUUAUAAUUCAUUUUAUAAUGUAAAUAGAAAUGAGAAUUUUUAGAUACGUAUAAUUGUUUGCUUUGUUUCUUUAAUUAUAAGAUUUCUUUUGAAACAACUCUUUUAUAAAAAUAUUUUGGAUUAAUUUAAUUUUUUAUAGCAUUGUGGGCAAAUGGGCAUUCGGGUUGCCUGAUGUUAAGCAAACACCGUAACCCGUGGACUACGACAACCAGACACGGUCACCCAUCCGUUGGUGGCUUUUUGAAAAAGCGAUAGACCCUUUUCUGGAAGGCCCCAAUGUCGAAACCAUUAGGAAACACCGCUGAAGUCAUCUCUUCUACAAUAUAUGUUAACAAAUAACAUUAAAUUGCAGUUAAAAAACCAAAUACUUACCAAAUAUUAAAAUAACAUCAAGCAAGAAUAAGAAUGUAUUAAUUUAUUAAUUUAUAUACUGAAAUGAAAGAAACUACGUAAAUCAUUUAAAAAUUAAAGUACAGAGGCUCGAUUCUCACGCAAUCGAAGCUGACUUCAACAAUUUUCUAUGUUUUUCGAUGGUUUUAAGCAAAUUUACAAGCGAAACAGUUCGACCUAUCGAUGCGUUCGCUUGAACCUUUUGACGGUGAAUGGUAAUGGAAAUUGGAGAAAACUGAUGAAGUGAACGUCGAUUGCGCGAGAAUCGAGCCGCUGAUAGCACGAGCCUUUUUUAUUUAAUGUUGCUGACGUUUCAACGAUCUUAUAGUCGCCGUGGUCGUAGCCAGACUGGAGUAUUUGCGGUGAUAUACAAUUUAUGUAGUUAUGUAUUCAAAGCGCGAAAAAAACACUAAGCUGGUUUUAUCUUCGUCGAUAAAAUAAACCUUCAGAAAAACAAUAUCUCUAAAUACUAACUUGUUAAAAACAUUCCACACUACUGCACCACUGUUUGAGUAAUAUUAAUUGCUUAAUAAGAGUGAAUUACUCGAAUCAUUAUAAUAAGAACUUGCUCGUUGAAUAUUACGUUAAUUAAUUUCGUCAAAUCCUUUGAAAUACAAUGCAAGAUGGUCCUCUCUGGCUUAUCAUUUGAUGUGUAACUGACGUUUAAGCAAAGGUUACGAUGAAACCUAAUUUUCUGAGGCGAUAAUAAUAUACGUUUGAACGUUUCUCUGAUUGACAUUGUUAAAAUCGCUGGUUCUGUAUUGCGACUAAUGGUAGCCCUAUAUUAAUUAAAUAUUCAGUUUUGACCAUUUCAGCGAAUAUAGACACAACGAUCGGCCCAAUAACUCCAUAGUUUUAUUCUUAAAUAGGUAUCUCCUGAAAUUCGUAAAGAAAAAAGAAAAAAUAUGCGACAUGGUAUAAAUAAUUGUAUGGUAUAAAUAAUAUUAUCUGAUUUAUUACUUUCUGUCCAUGACUUAAGUAUUAUAUUUGUUGCAAAUAUGUUUAAAUAAUCUUUUUAAACUAGAGUCUCAUAAAACACUGUAUCUUUUUUAAAAUAUUAACACCGCUCUUUAAAUUUAGUGUGUUAUACACUCAAUUUAGCGAUGGUAACAUUUUCAUAAUUAAAUUAUCGUUCUUUUUUUAUUUCUUCCUAUUUUUUUUUAUAUUCUUUAAAGUUUUCUGUUUAAUAUAAUCUUUAAUAUAAUUAUACAACGAAUUCUAUUACGAUUGCAAUUACAUGAAUACUGAUUGUUUUAUUGAAUAUUCUUAUUAUAAUUUCACAACUAAUAGAAUGCCUAUUUGUGUCAAAUGUAUAUAUGAAUAAACUGUACAAUAUACUAGAGGUAUAAAUAAAUGUCAUUAUUGUAACAAACUGUGUGAUUUGUAGACGAUUACGUAGGAAAAGAAAUUAGCUAAUUUAUAAUAUGUAUAAUUAAAUGAAAAUAUUCUAAAGGGCUUUUCAAUGACUUUGGUGAUUAUGAAGCCAUCAGAAAAUGUAUCUAGUUUUAUUUCGAUUUAUAAAAACAUGAUUACCAAAAAGUUUGUUUCAGUAGUCGGGUAAAGAAAUAAAAGGACAUCAAAUGUAAUCUUUAAUUAUUAUUUACAUUUUUUAUAUGAAAAGAAGGUUGUAAUUAUUAUUAAAGAGUAAACUAUAAACUAUAUUUUUGUCUUAACUAAGUUUAUUCUAAAAAAUAGAUAAUUCAUCGUUAAAUGAAAAUUAAAUAGUCAUUUAUUCUUACCCGACUGAUUUAUUUGAUUUGAUUAUGUACUUUAGGUAUUUUUAAUAUUGGGACAAUGAGAAAGUUGAUGUGCAUCUUUCUCUGCAACUCCUAAAAACUGUUCUAACACUCAUCAAAAUGGUUUGAAGUGCAUUCAUAAAUAUAUACUAUAUACUAACUAAUAUUAAAAAUGUUUGAGUGUUCUUUUGAAAAAUCUAGCAAUGAAUUGAUGUAUUUUUUUUUUUAAUUGAUUGUAAGAAGACUAAUGUCAUUUAAUAUAAUGGUUCUAAACCUGGUCUCUGUCGUUAUCUGGAAGUAAACAUAUGUCUCUGUUAGUGUAGGAAAUACCUUCGGAACAUGUUAACGGACACGCAUUUCAUCAAUUAUUUUCAUUAAUUGUAUGGAAAUAGAUAGAAGGAUACAACAUAUUUAUUCGAUUUUUUUAUCCCUCAUAUUUUAAUAAUAAGUUUUAAAAAAUCACAUCAAUGCAUUGCUGUUUUUACGUAAAAGAAGGCAACGAAAUUCGACUACGAAAAACUGGGGGCUUAUUAUUAAAGCGAUCUAAUCGAAGACCUGACUGAUCUACAUCGCAAUUUAUACAUUAUUGCAUUAUAUUAAAGUACUAAGUUGCCUUUGAGUUGCACCUUAACCUAUCAAUUCCCGUGCGCGAUCUGUCGCGAUCCUAUUGUUGUUCAAUGUUGUUGACGACCUCGGUGGCGCAGUGGUAAAGUGCUCGCCUCUAAACCGAGAGGUCCCGGGUUCGAUCCCCGGUCGGGUCAUGAUGGAAAAUGAUCUUUUUCUGAUUGGCCCGAGUCUUAGAUGUUUAUCUAUAUGUGUAUUUGUUAUAAAAUAUCGUUGAGUUAGUUAUCCCAUAACACAAGUCUCGAACUUACUUUGGGGCUAGCUCAAUCUGCGUGAUUUUGUCCUAAUAUAUUUAUUAUUUAUAAUUGUUUUAUUAUCUCCAGGAUCGAAGGGUUAAAAGUUGAUGGUAGGCCUGCGGGAGUACUAACUUCACCAUACUGUAAUACUAAGUCCGCCGAAGUUCAACAAUAAUUUAAUGAAUACAAUCACAUAACUCGAUGAUUUCGUGUUCACUUACAAUAAAUCUACAAAAUUCAUUCAAACUAAAUCUAGUUGGUAAGUAUGUGUAAAUAUAAUAGGUAUAUUAUGUUCUUCCCUCAUUUGUAAACAGCUACGUAUAUGUUGUAAAUGAACAGUCUUAAUUAUUAUAUGUAAUAUAAAAUGUAUGUAUUGAAAAAGUAGACAAUAUUAAACUUGACUAAGGCUCAGUGGUAUUACGAGUUAAUUAUUCAAUGUAUCUAAUUUAUUUGUUACUCGUAGUUCAUUUCACUAGUUGUUGGAAUAGGCGCAAAUCUGCUGCUGCAAAUAUGAAGUUCAUGGAACUCUAUGCAACGGUAAUAGAGGUGAAUUUUCAAUGACUUUGGGUAGGUUAAUAUGCUGUGUAUGUGUUAAACACAAGAAUCUAAGCAAUAUAUAGAGAUGGCUUUUUAAUAUUGUAAUAAAGAAAGCAUGCAUAUUUGACGUUUCCACGCCGAAUAAAUGACAAUUGUCUUCGAAAAUCGAAAUAUUUAAAUUCUUAUUCUGAAAUGCCGUAGUGCUCUGACAGCGGGAGCCGGACUUAAUAGAAGCUGUGCUAUGCUGUGCUAACUGAAGCCAAGUUUCAAACAACCGAUAGAAUUUAUUUUGUCGAACGUUAUGAAAUUAUAUUUGUUAUGUUUGGGCUUGCCAUGUUACUGUAUUACAGCUCUACAGCUCUAAUUAUAAUCACUUCUUCAUCUGCAUUACACAAUCUAUAUAGUGUCUUGGAUAUUUAGCCAUAUAAGUUAAACUAUCUUUCAGUGAAUACCCCAUACCUAACAUAAAUCUCAAGAUUAGGGGCUAACUCAAUCUUUCAAUAUAAAUAUUAUAUAUAAUUAUUUAACAUAUGUUUUAAAAUAUGUACAAUCUUAGAAUAAAUUAAAAAAUACAGUUUCCAGACAUUAAACACGUAAGCGGCUGUGGGUUUGCGCCAAUAUUACGUUAUUUGAUUCGAUAAAUUUUAUACGACGGCGUUUCACGUUUCUGUGUUGAUUUGCUCAAUGAUAUUGUAAUUUCUUUUAUCUGAAUCUGUUAAAUAAAUUAUUAUGGAAUAGUUCCUCUUGUCAUUUAUUGAUCCCGAUAAUAAAUUGUGUUUCUAUGAUCUGUAUUUAAAAAUAGGUACACAAAGUAAUAUUUGAAAAUAGAUACGUAAGUUAGAACUUUCUUUUUAUUGAAAGAAAUUUCUUGAAGGCAGAAAGUUUUCACUACCGCUCCGGAUGGUACUUGGUUCAAAGGCUAUCAAUUGCUAUCCAACGAGGAAACGCAGCUAGCGUUAUGGGUACUUUUGAACCGGGUACAAUUCGGGGUGGCAUUUUUGAUUGACUUUGCAAUUAU